GUGAUCGGUGACGCUACAUCAAUGGAUUUCUUAGAAUUAGACGGAUAUCCGAUUCCGUUGUGGACCCCGAUAUAUUACUUCAAUCAAGCCUUCUUCUAUGUGACCGCAUCAGUAAAAGCCGGUUUUCACUAUUUCAGUGCCACUGGCAGUUACACGGUAUUUGUCAGCGGCAGUAAAAAUGGUGCUGCCUAUGGAUAUGUUGCUGCUUAUAACAGUAAGUUCGUUACUCGUCUUUAUCUUUUAUGA
Messenger RNA from Gongylonema pulchrum, 246 nucleotides. The record is from the annotation of a GenBank genome assembly. NCBI's taxonomy places the organism in Eukaryota, Metazoa, Nematoda, Chromadorea, Rhabditida, Gongylonematidae.